Messenger RNA from Hippoglossus stenolepis (Pacific halibut), 760 nucleotides. Its product is annotated as cornifelin homolog B. The record is from RefSeq and is a predicted model, not a curated record. The transcript has 4 exons. NCBI's taxonomy places the organism in Eukaryota, Metazoa, Chordata, Actinopteri, Pleuronectiformes, Pleuronectidae. The coding region runs from base 105 to 467 and encodes 120 amino acids.
UCCGACCAGUUUGUCAGGUUUACCUGACACCUCGUCCAAUCAGAGCAGCUGAAUCAGUCUCAGCCCGACGCUCACACAGUUUGUUCACACAGUUGUGUGUCAGGAUGUGGCCUCAGGCUCCGAUCAUGUCCUAUGAUGAAGCUGAUUGGGCGUCUGGGAUCUGUGACUGCUGGCAUAACACCAAACAGUGUUGUUGUCUGUUCUGGUGUUGUCCCUGCUUCGCCUGUAACACCUCUAAACAGUUCGGUCAGUGUUUGUGUCUCCCCCUGCUGGACGUCUUCGGCUGCUUCCGUCCCAUCACCAUGUCCAUGAGGACAUCUGCUCGCCAUCGCUACGGCAUCAAGGGCAGCCUGUGCAGAGACUGUUUGUGCUCCACCCUCUGUCCGUCCUGUGUCUGGGGUCAAAUCUCCACAGAGAUGAAGAGCAGGAGGAUUCCCACCGUACUGAGUGACAUCAUCCAGCGCUGAUGAUGUCAUCACUGUGACAUCACUGCUCCUCAACACGGCCUGAUUGGUCGGUGGAGGAAAAUGUGAUUGUACAAUAAUAAUAUGAUGAUAAUCAAACGUUUUAUUGAGCCAGUUUUUUGACUUUUUUUUUUUUUAUUCUUAUGAAAUGUGUCUGUUAUCUUUGAAAUAAAAACGUAUAAGUCAUGUGAAGAAGACCAAGCGGACCUCCUGUGACUGGUACCUGAAGAUUACUCUUCAGGAGGAUUACUACAUCAUACACUUAUAAGAAAUAAACGAUUCUCUCAUUUUCCAAA